Messenger RNA from Acyrthosiphon pisum (pea aphid), 5151 nucleotides. RefSeq names its product heterogeneous nuclear ribonucleoprotein C-like 3. Gene Ontology annotation, cellular component: nucleus. Lineage: Eukaryota; Metazoa; Arthropoda; Insecta; Hemiptera; Aphididae. The transcript has 7 exons. Gene Ontology annotation, molecular function: RNA binding. Bases 51 to 1064 code for a protein of 337 amino acids. The record is from RefSeq and is a predicted model, not a curated record.
CGUUGUCGUCAUUGUUACAAUACGUUUUCGUUCGUGUUUCAGGUAUAUCGAUGCACAAAGGAUUUGCUUUCGUUCAGUUCACUAAUCCCUUUGACGCUCGCAGCGCCUGUGUCGGAGAAGAUGCCCGGACCGUUUUGGGACAAACAUUGGACGUAAACCUAGUGGCCGAACCGAAACCGCAUCAGACCGGUAGGAAAAGGCAAAACUUAUCGAAAACCGGAAACGACUGGGAAUAUUAUUACAACAGCUAUUACGCCGCUUCGUCAUCGACGAUAUCGCCGCAAACAGCUGGGACGGGCAACAAUUGUAACGGCGGUGGAUCAAAGGCUUCGAAACGUCAAAAGGUCAGCCAUCAGUUCUCGGCGAAGGGUGGUCGUAACCAGAACGGAGGGUGUGGUGGUGGUCAACCGACGCCCGGACAAGGUCUACAGCAACAGCCGCAUCACGCCAUCGUGCCGGACCAACUCAAACUCUACAGCAAUCCCGACAUACUUAUAUGUGGCAACUGUCGCGAGAUGUUCACCGAACUGCAAGGUCUAUUGGAUCACAAGAAGGAAUACUGCAAACUCAGGUUCACGUGCAAGUGUAACAACUCAGUCAAGCCCAAUUUCAACAACAAUAACAAAUGGCCCGGAAACUUGAACGAUGGAUGCUUGUCUCUGGUGUGCGUCCAGUGCAAAGAAUCGUUUGACAGCGCUUGGGAUCUCAUGGUGCACGCGCAAUCGGCUCACAUGAUGAACGUCUACCAGUUGACCACCAGGGACCAGGUAACGGCAUCGCCAGUGGGUACAGAAUCGGAAAACGGAUCAACGUGUUCCGUGGGCGCUCAAGUGAACAUUGACGAGGACGCAAACGGGUCGGCGGACGAGUCUCUGUGCGGUGGACGUAACGAAUUGUACGAACCGAUGGACAGCGAUCGUGAACCCAACCUAACCUCUCCGGCGACAAUGAGCUUCAUCAGUGAAACGGAAAAGGAGUUGGCCGACACGCCGCCGAUGACAUCGUCCUGUCAGACUUGUCUCAUCCAACAGCCUAACAUCCAAUCGCUCAUGGGCGUCCAUUGAACCGCAAACAAAUAACAAUAUUAUAAUAUACAAUAUAUACAUAAUAAUAUAUUAUAUCAUCAUUUCGUCGCCAUAAUAUAUUCUAGUAUAUUAUUAUAUCAUAUAAUUAUCUAUAUAGGUAAGCGACGACCCCGACUUCACGAUCUACGACCACCGAGGUUACACUUGGUUGUGUCUGUUUAUUUUUCGUUUUUUUUUUUAGAACAAAUCUUAUGCACUAUUUUUUUGGAAACACUAAUCUUUUUGAAUGUAAUAAGUUAUAACUCAUUUUAUAUUAAGAGAAAAAAAAUCUUUCACAUUUUUUAUAUGCACAAUAAUGUUGCUGCAUAAGAAAAUAUCUGUAAUCUAUUAUAAUAUUCUACAACAAACUAAUUAUACUGGCAAAAAACGUAUAAAAAUUAAAUAUUUCUGAAAAAAUAUUUUUAAGCUUGAUUUUUUCUUAAAGUUCUAGUCAAAAACAAGAUAUCAGUUGACUCUUAAACAAUUUUUAAAAUAAUAUUAAAUUGCUAUAUCACCCGUAUAAUAUUAUAUGUACCCACAAUAUUAUAAUACAUUGCAAUAAACAGUAUCGUCUUAUUUAAUACGAUUAUUCCACAGUGUAGUGGUUUUGAAAAAAACGGCAAGGACUAACUGAAUAAGGAACAAAUUCAAUACCAUGGUCCAAAAAAUAAUGUUAAAAAAAUGUUUUCCUCCUUUCGUCCAAGGUUAUUAAUAUUCUAAUAUCGUUUUUUUUUUAAAUUUAAAAAAACCUACCUACCGUUAAUAGCUGCCAUAAAUAAUUAUUUUUUAAUAUUUACGUAUUAAAAGGAAUAAACCAAGUUCCACUUUGGAGGAGGGGGGAGGCGGGUCGACCACAUCACCAUCCUUAAAACCACAACUUUUAUUCAAAAACAUAAAUAAGAAAAUAGGUACAAGACUCACGUGUACACUUUUAAGAAAAUUGUUUAGAUAUUCAGUAAUAGUAUUAUAAAAUACAUGUCUAUAUUUGAUGAAUUAUGCCAAUGUAAAUCAUUUUAAAUGUUUUAAUUAUUUUCAUUUACCAUUUUAAUAUUUUGAAUAACAUUAAAUAGGUUUAUAUUUUAGGCCUAUAGGCCUGUAUAUUUAAAAAAUUAUUUAAAUCGUGGGUAUUCGUGCUAAUUGUUUAUAAAUAUUACCCCAUUUUGGUUGGCUUCAUAUUUUGGGUAAAGGGGUAUUAUACAUCAGUACAUAUUAUUAUAGUACCGGUAUUUGGUCAGGAUUUAUUUUUAUGUUAGGACAUAAAUAUUUAAAUAACAAUAACAUCUAACAACCACAUUGUGUCGGACGACAAUGAAUGACAAUUAAAGAAGAAUGCAAACUUUCUCGUUUUUAAAAGUUGACUUGUUUUAGAGGUAAUUUAAAUCUUCUUAAACACACAAUGAAAAUUCUCCUUGAACUUUGUUAGCCACAUUCAACGAAAAAAUUAAUUGUAUACCUACUGUUUUAUUCACCUAUACGAUGUGAAUUUGAACGAAAUUUUAUUUUCCAGUGAUACGAUACAGUCUCAGGCUGCAUACAAAUACAGUGUAAAAAUAAUAUUUACCUAAAAUAACUACUUUACAUCACUGGGAUGGAAUCGGUUUAAAUUAAUUUUCUUUUUAGCUCUUAUAAUAUUAUCAAAGUUUAAGUCGUCUUACAAUACAACACACUAACUUCAAAAUCUGGUUUUUAAACAUUUUUCCAGACGAUUUUUGGGUUUUGCUAACUUUUUUUUUAAAUUACUCAAUAUUAUUUUAAAUACGUAUUAUAAUCAUGUAUGUAUAAUUAUUGUAUACCAACUAAAUAGCAAAUAUAGCUUGGGAUACGUUAGGUUGGGUUUUAUUUAAUUGAAUUAUUCUUUUCAAUAAGUUUGAAAAUGUGUCAGUAUAAUAUUUUUCCCACAUUAUAUAAUAUGUAAUAAAAUUAAAUAAACAAUGCACACCUCUACAAAUAAAUUGAAUAAAUUGUUGUUAUUUUUAAUCUCCAUAAGUUUGAACUUUCGCAGAUCUUUAUGAUCUUACUAUAGUUAGGUACACGUUAUAAUUUAUCAUCAACAGUUGAGAUUCUGAAAGAUUGUGAUUUUUAUAUUUCCAUAAGCUAAGAUACUGAAUUACUUAUUGUACCUACCUAUAAUAGUGGAUUGAUACGUACGUACGUGGUACGUGUCUUGUGCAAUUGCCUAAUAUUAUAUUAUUUCCAUUUCAGAUUAGCUUUUCGAACUAACACCGCCACCCGAACACUAGGCAACUUCUGCACCAUCGAAAUGGCCAAUGCCCAAUACAGCAAUAUUAUUAUUAUUAUCAUUAUCAUUAUUAUUGUAAUUUUAUUGUUGUUAUUGUUGUUAUUGUAAUAAAAUAUUAUAAUGUACCUAACCUACGACGCCUAUUGGAAAACAAUGACGCAAUACGUUUGUAUUAUAUUAAAUAAUGUGUUUAAGAACAAUCUGAUGCCCUUGACGAUUCCGUGCGGAAGUAUAUUAAUUAUUAUAUAGCAUUAUUAUUAUUAUUUAUUAUUAUUAUAUAGCAAUUAUUAUUGAUUUAUAUUAUGUUAGUUGAAAACGACAUUUUUGUCAAUCAUUUUAUUUAUCACCUCAACAUAAUAUUAAUUAUACGUUGAUUAUUGAAUAUCACCUAACCUGUGUACGGUGUACGUAACGCUCAUCGUUUAAGUCGCCUAUAAUAAUAUUUAUACCCAUUAGUGUAUCGUUUUUUAUUUUAAUUUAACUAUAAACUAUUAAUGCACUAUAACAAUAUCGAUAAUUCUACACAUGCAUAAUACAAUAAAUGUUUCAGUAUGCUGCAGAAUAUUUUUUUAUUCAUGACGAAACAAUAAUCAUAACUAUUCGGGUAACUAUACAAUGAUAAACACAGGGCAAUUCAUUAAAAAAUUUUACUCGUCAGAUUACAUUUGGGAAAUGUUACAAUCUUAUAUUAUAAUAAUAUAAUAAACAAAUCAUAAUGAACAAAUACGGUUAGGACUUAGGUUAGUUUUUUUUAGUGAUAUAUCGUAAAAUAUUUUGUGGAACAUAUAAUCAUUCCCAAAUGCUUCCUGGGUCAUUUUAUAGAUAAAUUUUUACGUUUUUUGGAAAUAUUUUUUUUUUUAGACAAUUUGAAGUAUUUUCAAUAUCACAUUUUUGAAAACAAAAUAUAUUUUUACCAUUUUUAUCGUUAUUAUUUUUAAAGGUUUUCACAUUUUUAAAUUAAAGCGUAUAUAUGAACUUAAUAUUAUGGUUUGGAAUAUGGAAUUUAAACGUAUGUUGUAUAAAAUAAGUAAAAAUGUAAAAAAAAUAAUUUAACGAUAAAAAUUGAUAAAUAAUAGUUAAAAUGUUUCCAAAAACCUUUUGAGUUGAGAAUGAGUAUUAACCUUUUAAAAGAAACGCCGUGUAAAUGAUCUGAUCGUAUUGAAGUCGCAUCGAAAUGAACAAAAAAACCGUUUCAAUAAUUAUAAUUGUUGCAUACCCACUCUGCACCAUACUGCGCCUAUAUAAUAUACCUACUUAUCAGUGUUAGGAAAAAACUCAUUGAUUAACAUAAUAUAUGUUGGGAGUUUAUAAAUAUUACCUACACUUAAAAUUUUAAAUUGAUAAAUUUCAAAGAAUAUAUUAUAUUAUAUAUUAUAUCCAUUGAAUUUCUCAAAAGUUAAUGAAAUUAAUCACACCACAUGAGUAAAAAAUAAAAGUUCAAUCGCAUUAUCAAUGAUUAAUUUUCUUUAGUUAUAUUUUUAUUAGUUAUAAGAUAUAUAUUUUACCCGACACUGAUGAUACUUCUUAUGAUAAUUAUAAUAAAUUAUGUGUAUAAAAAAUAUUUCUGUUGUUCACUCGACUAGCGUAUACUAAUUGUAUAGGUACGAUUUGUUUUUUUUUAUAUAAUGUUAAGUAAUACAUAUCAUUACGUUUAAACGCAUAACGGUUAGACCAUUAUGUAUCCAAAUUUAUAUAUUAUUAUUACAUUUUUCGUCAUACAUAUUAUAUUAUAUUCAUGUGUAUACUACAAUCGUAUUAUACCCACUUAGCCUACAAACAAUUGUGUGGUCUAAUAUUAUUGUACUCUAGUCUAAUAAGUUUAAUAAAUUGUUUGGCAAUAUUUAAUCG